This is a messenger RNA of Danio rerio (zebrafish), 806 nucleotides long. NCBI's taxonomy places the organism in Eukaryota, Metazoa, Chordata, Actinopteri, Cypriniformes, Danionidae. Gene Ontology annotation, molecular function: carbohydrate binding. Gene Ontology annotation, cellular component: extracellular region. The record is from RefSeq and is marked predicted.
GAAGGAAGACUAAAGAUCAAGAAAGAUGUGGAAAGCAGGAUCUAUUGGCGUUCUGCUGGUUCUUCUUUUUGGAAGUGGCAACUUCUUUAAAAUGGAGAGAGGUUUUCAUGCUGGAGGUGUGAAUGCCACAGAGUGGUGCUCAAUGCCGAAAGCAUGUGAUGUGCCUGGAUUCUCUGAUUGGUUCAGAGUGGGUCAACGCUGUGUCAAAUACUUCUUCAGUCGCCUAAACUUCACUCUAGCCGAGUUCAAGUGUAGGAGCAAAGCCCCUGGUGCACAUCUGGUGUCUGUGCAUAAUUCACAGGAUAACAAUUACUUGCUCUGCAUUGUGAAAAAAUUUAACCCAAAAAGCCUACGCAUCUGGCUCGGGGCCUAUGAGUUUUUUAAGUCUGGUGAGUUUUUCUGGCUCGAUGGAUCCUUCUGGAAUUUUAAUCGGUGGGUUCCUGGCGAGCCCAAUCAUAUGUACACUAGCAACGAGGAAUGCUUGGAGAUGAACUGGAAAGAAGCUGGAAAGUGGAAUGACGACAAAUGCAAUGUCAGAAAAAGCUUCAUCUGUGCCUUCAAGCGUAAGGAGUUCAUGGAAAUACGCUCUGUGUGAUCUGCGCUUUUAUCAGAUCAGGCUCAUUCUAAAAAACGUACCCCAAAAUACAUUUCUGGAGAGCCCCAAAUACGUCCCAGGAGCUAAGUUUUUUUGCAGUUUUUGUUUUCGCAAAUCAACCAGAGUCUGCUGUGUAUGCAUUUUCAGAUCUCAAAUAUGUCUUGCGAGUGCCAUUCGCUAAACCCUUCCCUAAACCCAACCAAUAGUGUUU